Molecule: messenger RNA, 1995 nt
Organism: Maudiozyma barnettii
Lineage: Eukaryota; Fungi; Ascomycota; Saccharomycetes; Saccharomycetales; Saccharomycetaceae
Exons: 1
Coding region: 1-1995 (664 amino acids)
Source: RefSeq, a predicted model, not a curated record
AUGAUAUCACUACUUGAAAAAAUAUUACUAUUUAUCACAUUACUUACUAAAUGGGUGUCAUCCAAUCUUCCUGAUUGUAAAAUGAGUUAUGUUGCACCUACAUCUCCUGGAUUUACAUAUUAUCUAUAUGAAAUCCCCCUCAAUGGUGUUCCAUAUUACUUUGAUGAUCUGUCACCUUUACAAAUGGUUUACAAAUUCUAUAUUCUGGGCCAACCAAUAUAUCAAAGUACGACUUUAAACAUGGCAUUUCGAUUAAAUCAAUAUAUCGAUAAUGAAACUAUUAUGCAGGGUACCCUUUACGGGAAUUCGAUUACUAUUACGAAUUUUUCAAUGGUAGCAAAUGCCUGGAUCAGAGUAGAUAAAACUGGAUACUAUACUUUCAUUAUUGAUGCAGAUUAUGCAGCUGCGAUGUUUAUCGCUAAUGAUUCGGCUAUUUUGUGUACUUCAGAUCCUUUCUCAGCUCCUGGUUUCAAUCUCUUUUACAUUUCUAGUUCAGUGACUCAACCGAAGCAAGAAAGAACGACUGGUACUAUCCUAUUAUAUGCUGGUAUACCAUAUGAAAUGGGACUGAGUUAUAUACACCCUUUUGGAACGCCAAAUUUUCAAGUAUCAGUAAUCGACCCUGAAGGGCAAUACCAUCCCGAUAUUUCAUACUUACUUUCUACACUUAACGUCUAUUCUAAUGGUGUACAACCGACACUGGACUACGAACUUGUAAACGUUACCUCAGCUGACGGUUACAGUGGUCUUAGUACAACUCUAAUUUCGGUUACGUCAGAGGCUACCAGUUCUAUCGGAGGUAAGCUAACCGUGACAAGUAUUUACUACAUCGGUACACCCACAGUAUCGAGCCAAAUUUCAAGUGUAUUAACUAGCAGUAGAACUAUUGAUAACUCAACCAAUAUGAUCAAUAGUACACCUGAUUCUGUGACAUCUCAAUUGACCACAACGGUGGAAGUUAUUCCUUCAUCAGGUAGUCUAAAUCCUAUAAGUUAUAUCCCUUCUUCUCUAAACACUACUACCUCAAUUUCUCAAACUGUAUUUUCAAAUUCAUCUCAAGGAAGUAAUGGAGAAAGUAGUGUGCCUAUUGUUCCUUCCAACGUUUCUUCCCAAAGUAAAUCAGAAAACUAUACAAACAGUAACACGUCUUUAUCGCCAAGUGUAUCUGCGUCACUAUUGCCAGGAGCAUCAUUGCAGUCUUCUGUGACUAAAGGGCAAUAUAUGUGGUCGGAAUCCGUUGCAUCAGACCAAUCUACUACAACUGCUGCUAUUCAAGGAACAGCAGUAUCUAGAAUAUUUACGAACACUUCAGUUGAAUCUCUCACUUCUUUAGGUGAUACAGUUCUAAGUGGGUCUUUGACAGUUUUCAGUUCUGAAAUAGGAAUGGAUACUUCUGAGAAUAGAGAUCAAUCUUCUGUGCAUUCAGAUGACAUCAGGACCAUUUUGUCAAGUUCAAUAUUGUUAUCAUCGGGUAUUGAGAAUAUAGCAAACACAUCCACAUUAUAUAUGUCAAAGGACGGUAGUAAAUCAAGUUUGUUUGAAAUAAUUCCCCAGCCAGAAUAUCCAUACGUAUCUACUCAGACAGUUUUAGAUCAAACGUAUGUUGUUGUUGUUAUUCAAUGUUCCAGAUGUUCUAAUGGUAUACAAACAGUUACACGUGAAUACCUAUCUGAUAAUAACAACAUUAUUGCGACCAAUGCUCCCGAUUUAAUUACCCACCCAGAUCAUAUUUCAAUUGGAUCUAGAAUCGUACCUGGUAUUAACGUAGGGGAUGUAAAACCUACAAAUGUUGAUAUCUCUUCUACUGUAAUUCCAAGUGUACCAAUGGUGACAAUCAUAUCUGAAAGUUCAGUCUCCGUACCGGUAAAAGAGACUUCCGAUGUUUCUGUUCUUUCCCAAAUACCUGAUUUGCAAAAUGUAGCUGCUUUCUUGGGGAUAGGUCACCUCUCAAGCUGGUUUAUGUGUAUUGUUUUCGUUAUUGUAUUAUCGUUUUAA